This is a messenger RNA of Pecten maximus, 6391 nucleotides long. RefSeq lists its product as uncharacterized. The transcript has 2 exons. Bases 1509 to 3332 code for a protein of 607 amino acids. Lineage: Eukaryota; Metazoa; Mollusca; Bivalvia; Pectinida; Pectinidae. The record is from RefSeq and is a predicted model, not a curated record.
UUUAGGUUUCGACCUUGACUCGGUUCGCGUCCAUUGUGUAGGAAAAGGGGGCAGUCGGGUUCGCGACAUCUCAUCUAUGUCUACCUCAAUUUCUGAAAUCCACCCUAAAGUUGUACUGUUGCAAAUCGGUGGUAAUGAUUUGGAUUCUGUGGAUCACGAGGAUAUUAAGGAUCGUUUAGCAAGUGACUUACUUUCCAUAGCACAGUGGCUUCGCGCGGGAUUCGGUGUAACCCACGUUGGAAUAAUGCAACUUUUUUAUCGUGCUAAGACAAGAUCGAUAGCGGUUAGUUUGUAUAACAGAGGUGUAGACUUCGUUAACAGUAACAUCAAAUUAAUGUGUGAUCAGUCGGAAGGAUGUUUUUAUUGGAGACACAAGGGUCUGAAGACCGCAGCCUUUGUUUGCUUAAACAAAGAUGGCGUACAUCUUUCACCCGCGGGCCUUCGCAAGUUCAAGUACUCUGUGCGUGGGGCAAUCCUGCAGGGCAUACGAUUGGCUAAAGGCAGCAACUCUGACCCUCGUGACCUUUCCAUAUAAGGCUCCACCGGACCUAUCCGGAGAUCUCGCAGAAGGGCGGCGGUUAACCAUAGCAUUAUAUCUAGGCCACAUACCCAGUCAGGGAGGAAUGUCACUGACGUAACAACAGCAGCAAAUGUUACUGCGGCAGCUGUUGUAGCAGCACCCAAUUUUCCAUCAACAAAGGACAUUGCUGCUGAACUUUUGUCUCAGAUGAUAGCGAAGGGCAUCGCUAUUCAGCAACCCACUUUGGGUUCAACUAAUGCAUCAUCUGACCAAACAAUGCCCCACUCAAGUCAGCAGAGGCAGUCUGGGUUAGUCACAGACCCAAUAGCAGUGAUGGCAGGCCAGGAUAACCUGCCUAUUAAUGCACCAGCAGCGGCAGUAGGAUCUGCCUUUUCAACAACACCAGCAGCGGCAGCUGGAUCAGCAUUGCAAACAGCAACGGGCCCACAAACAGGAUCAUCGACGUAUGGCAAUUCCAUCCAGUCGCCCAUCAAUCAUGUAGUUAAUAGCUUGACAGGUAUUGCAAGUGUUCCAAAAUCGUACAGCAGCAUUUCCCGACCCCUUGACGUACAUAUUGAUGCUAAAGUAAAAGCAAAAAUAAUGAGUCAUGAAUUCAUUGAAUUCGGAUCAUUAUUAUCGACAUCAUCGCAUCCCGAUCAGUUCCGUAUUCAAUUGAAUGGGGAUAAUAUUUCGUUAGUCCCCAACACAAAAACCUUUCAAAUUAAAAGUAUUGAACAAUGGGUGCAAGCAUUUCAUGUUUUUGUUUCGGUAUAUAUUCAGGCUCACCCAUCCAAAACUGUCAAUCUCAUGAAGUAUGCUGAUACAAUUCAGACAUUAGCCAGACGCUCGGGAUUUGCUGCUGCUAUGUUUUACGAUACUAAUUUUCGGAAGUGGCUACAGGUCAACUCCGUCAUGCCUUGGGAUGAGCUCAAUAAUGAGCUGUAUAUGCAUGCUUUAGGGAUAGGUUUAAGGUCAUCUCAGAAAGGAAAUGCCCAGCAGCCCUUUCCAGGUAACAAACCCAACAAAUUCCCAAAGGGUAAAUGUUGGGACUUCCUCAAGACUGGAUCAUGUUCCCGGGGGGCACAAUGCAAAUUCGCACACACAUGUCCCAAAUGUGGAGGACAACACAGCUUGCAACAAUGUAAAAAGAAUGAUUCACAAGGGGCAGGGGCAAAACCAGCACCCUCCCAAUCCUCAAAUAAAUCGUAAAUCAGAUAGCAUAAAUUACAAACAAUCAGGAAAUUACUUACCAACACCAGUCAAAUUUGAAAUUUUGUUUCCAUAUUUAAGAGGCUACGACUUUGGUAAAGUUCAAUUUUUACAAGACGGUUUCAAAGUUGGUUUUAAACUGCAAUAUCGGGGGCUUAGACAGUAUCGGGAAUCUGUCAACUUAAAAUCUGCAAAAGAUAACAUUGAGGUGCUCCGCCGAAAAAUUUCACAUGAAAUAUCAAUGGGGAGAAUUGCUGGUCCGUUUAUCAGUGCACCCUUUAAAAAUUUACAGAUUUCCCCAUUAGGUCUUGUCCCUAAAAAAGAGCCAAAUGAGUUCCGGUUAAUUCACCAUCUCUCCUUUCCAGACGGUUCUUCGAUCAAUGACGGUAUUGCCCCUGAGGAUGUUUCAGUUAAAUAUCAAACCGUUUCAGAUGCAAUUGGCCUGAUUAAGUAUUUUGGGAAGGGUGCUCUUAUGGCAAAAACAGAUAUUGAGAAUGCAUUUCGCAUUAUUCCUAUUCAUCCACAAGAUCACAAUCUUUUAGGAAUGAAAGUCGGAGAGCAUUAUUAUUAUGACAAGGUUCUCCCUAUGGGUUGUUCUAUAUCAUGUCGUUUGUUUGAAGAAUUUAGUACAGCUCUGCAUUGGGUUUUACAAAAUAAAUUACAGACAGCAGGUGUUACCCAUGUUUUGGAUGAUUUUCUGUUUGUUGCUCCCAAAAACUCAAAUAAAUGUCAGACAGAUUUAGAAAAUUUUCUAAAUCUGUGCAAACAGGUCUGUAUUCCAAUUAAACAUAGUAAAACUGUAUUACCAUGCACUACCAUAACAUUCCUUGGGAUUGAACUAGAUAGUAUCCGAAUGCAAGCUAGGUUACCGAACGAUAAGCUAGUGAAAAUACGCAAUCUGUUAGCCAGUUUUCAGCAAAAAGCAAAAGUAACACUUCGUGAACUACAAUCGUUGAUAGGCUUGCUGAAUUUUGCUUGUAGUGUGAUAACUCCUGGUCGUCCAUUUUUACGUAGAUUGAUAGAUCUAACAAGAGGCUUGACAAAACCCAAUCACCACGUCAGACUAAACAGAGAAGCCAAAGCCGAUAUCAGAGCUUGGCUACAUUUCAUACAAUCCUAUAAUGGGGUCACCUUGUUCCUGUCGGAUAUAUGGGAGUCAUCGGCACGUUUACAUUUCUAUACAGAUGCUAGUGGAAUAGGUUUUGGAGCGGUUUUGGGAACAAAGUGGUUUUUCAGAAAAUGGUCAAAAGAUUUUGAGUCUUUUCACAUAACAAUUAAAGAACUUUUUCCUAUAGUCCUUGCUGUCCAGCUUUGGGGGAAUUAUCUUCAGAAUAAGUGUGUACUUUUUCAUUGUGAUAACUCGGCAGUUGUCGCAGUGUUGACAUCACAUACCAGCAAAGAUUCAACUAUAAUGAAAUUAGUACGGAAGCUUGUGGUUAAAUCACUACAAUUAAAUUUCAUGUUUCGUGCAGAGCAUAUCAUGGGGAAACGAAAUGUGUUAGCUGAUCAUCUGUCUCGUUUACAGGUAGACAGUUUUCGGCUAUUGGCCCCGCAAAUGGACAACGAGGCAACACCCAUACCGGACAAUCUGUUGACCAUCUGACAACGCAUGUUCAGAGCCUUUUGAAGGAUGCUAUCGCUCCUCAAACACAAGCACUGUAUAGACGUGCUUUCCAGGCCUUACAUCAAUUUGUAAACAGGGAUUUUCAUUUACAAACAUGCUUGCCCACUACAGUAGGCACUUUGGUCUACUUUAUUGCGCAUUUGUCUCAGCAAAAAAUGGCAGCAGCUACAGUGUCGACUUAUACAGCAGCUAUCGGUUACAUCAACCGCUUAGCCGGUCACCCGGACCCAACUCAAUCAUUCAUUGUAAAGAAAAUAUUGACUAGUAUUCAGAGAGGUUCUUAUCGUCCAGAUACACGACUACCCAUUACACCAAACAUACUGAACAAACUAGUUCAUUCCUUACCUCACAUAGCUUCGUCACAUUAUCAAGCAUGCAUGCUAAAAGCAAUGUAUCUGUUAGCAUUUCAUGCCUUUUUACGCGUAGGCGAAAUCACUAUAAACAAAUCUACUUCGCAUGUCUUACAAUUUGACGAUGCCAAGAUCAUUUUGGCUGGCUCAAGACCUUCCACUCUAGAGUUGACGUUUAGGUCAUUUAAGGGUCAUUACAAUAUUCGUCCCGUCACCCUAGCAAUUCAUGCUAAGAGUCAGGAACUUUCCACCUGCCCUGUCACAGCUUUGUACCAAUACAUUCAAUUAAGGGGUGUCUUACCAGGUCCAUUAUUCACAUUCCCAGGAAAUAUCCCAGUAUCUUACCAACACUUCAGUUUAUGUCUCAGAAACUCCCUGAUAUGGGCAGGCUUUCAGCCAAACCAGUAUACCAGUCAUAGUUUCCGUAUUGGGGCUGCCAGCACAGCUGCAGCGACGGGGGUUCCAGAUGAGGAAAUACAACAAAUGGGCAGGUGGAAGUCGUUGGCUUUCAAACGCUAUAUACGGCUCCCUACUCUUUAUGACAUACCAACCCCGUUAUACUAACGGUUGCUUUCACAGCAAGCUGUAGCUAAAUAUUUCAAUCUUUAAGACAUCCAUUCACUUCACUGUUGGGUUUGGUCUGGACUAGUUUAGCUCAACCUGGGCAUAGGGUCGAGGUUGUUAGGAGUCUGUUCAAUCUGUACAUUUUUUAUGUGUUUCUAUGUUAUAUUGUUCAAACUGUACAUUUUUUAUGUGUUCUAGGUUAUAUAAACUUGGUACAGAAUUUCCGUCAAUAACUUACCAAAUCCUACUGCAUUCUUGCUAAAUUUGAAUGGCAAUGUACAUGCGAUUGUUUUCAUUUCAUAGUACUCAUAAUAUCAGUUGAAGUGGAUACCAACCUGGGCAUAGGGUCGAGGUUGAUUCUUCUUCUUGGUUGAUGUAUGUAUAUUAAAAGUCAUAAAUAAUCUGUACACCUGAUUAAAUAUUGUAUGUCUUUCAAUAAUUUGUGUUAUUGAUAUCCAGAUAACCUGGGCAUAGGGUCGAGGUUUCUGGAUCUAGUCGUGUACUUAUAUAUACCAGUUAUCUUUAAUUUUACGGAUGGGCGACUGGAUGCUGAAUACAUGGUGUUUCUUUGUAUUGGAGAAACUUAAUUUGGACAAUUCAUUGUAUACAUGUUUGGGGUUUACCCCUUUUAGUUUGAUUACUCAUAACGUUUUUCGGCGUUGAUGUAUUAUUGAUAUCCAGAUAACCUGGGCAUAGGGUCGAGGUUUCUGGAUCUAGUCGGGUACAUAUAUAUACCAGUUAUCCUUAAUUUUACGGAUGGGCGACUGGAUGCUGAAUACAUGGUGUUUCUUUGUAUUGGAGAAACUAAUUUGGACAAUUCAGUGUAUACAUGUUUGGGGUUUACCCCUUUUAGUUUGAUUACUCAUAACGUUUUCCGGUGUUGAAUAUAACACUGUCCUAAUUUGUGAUAAUAUCUUGGGAUUGGUGUGCUUAUACCAUUCCCAUGUUUCCAUACCUUUUCUUUGUCACAAACUCUUAUUGUUAUGUUUAAAUGCUUGAAAAUACGUUAUUUGUAUCUUAAUUUUUGUGUGUGGAAUGCAGGCGUUUUGUAAGUGCCUGGAUAUCAGACUUUUAUCAUCAUAUCAUUUCACUUUUGCUGUGGAUCUCUUAUAGAUGCAGCGUUACCUCAAAUGCUUGGAAGCUUAACUAUGCAUAUAUGUAUGACAUGUAACUGUUUUCUUUAUGGUGAUGCGUUGAGCAUCUGUUUUAAAUGUAUAUCAGCAGUUUAUAACUCAUGCAUCACAUAUGAAUUAUUAUAUUAUACAUUAAUUCGGACACGACUUCGGGUGGGUUAUGGUUCCUGAUCAUUAGGAUAAUCAGAUACCAUUGUGGCGGUUUUGUAUCCCCACCUUGGACCAAAGUUCGAUUCAUAUGGUUGAUUUUAUGAAUAUCAACUUGUAUUGCAAGUUUGUUUCAAUUGUCGUUUAAUAAAUAAACGGCCAAUUUCAAUUCAAUCUAUGGGUUUAGUUGUUUGUCUUCUUUGGUCAACAAGCUUGUCAUGUCCGAAGUCAUGUAUAAUAAACAAUUAAAAUGCAAUUUUAAUAUCAUUUAUACAUGCUAAGGAGUAAAUUAAAAUACAUCUUGAAUUAUGUAGCAUAUAUUAAAUGCUUGUUAUAGUCCCUAUCAAAGGGUUUCAUAACAGAGUGAGGGCGCAGGGUUAUGGAGGUGAAAGGUCACGCGCAGUGAUUUUACUAUAUAUACCUAUUACACGGUAACAGUAGCUACCCAGCCACUGAAACAGACUGCAUCACUAAUGGACACAAGUCAAGGUCAGUUUGUGUUUACAUCAUUUUAAGGUUGGAAUUUAUCUACCCGCCUCCUCCCCAGCAUCCUCCUUUUGUUAUACUAUGUUACCUGUAUCAAUUUUGAACAUUUUAUGUCCACAUGAUUAUAUCAUUGAAUUUCUGGAUAUUGUAUGUGGUCAAUUUUUGUAACUACCUUUACAUCUAAGUUUCACACAUAUGAGUAUUUUGUUGUAACUUAAGUUUUUAGUUUAAGGUGGCGGUUUUGUAUCCCCACCUUGGACCAAAGUUCGAUUCAUAUGGUUGAUUUUAUGAAUAUCAACUUGUAUUGCAAGUUUGUUUCAAUUGUCGUUUAAUAAAUAAACGGCCAAUUUCAAUUCAA